Molecule: messenger RNA, 3009 nt
Organism: Diceros bicornis minor
Lineage: Eukaryota; Metazoa; Chordata; Mammalia; Perissodactyla; Rhinocerotidae
Gene: RFTN1
Product: raftlin, lipid raft linker 1
Exons: 11
Coding region: 340-2037 (565 amino acids)
Source: RefSeq, a predicted model, not a curated record
CCGGGACGGAGCACGCUGUCUCAGGGAGCCCGCUCCCGCGCCUUCUCCUCAGCUGGUCCCGAACGAAACCUGGACCCCUGAGGGAGACGUGCUUCCACUGAGACACUCCCUGAAUGUCUGCGAGAGGGAAUGUGCAGCCACACCAGGGCGAGGCAUCGUCUGCCUGCAUCCAGCAAAGCUGUUGCCUCCACUCAUCCCUCUGCCUCCCACCUCUCACUGCUCUUAGAGGCCCAUAUCCACCCCGUGCCCCAGGCCUCUUGCAGGAUUCUAGUGUGAGCAUGGUCUGGGAACCUUGCGUAGUAAACUGAAGUUUACAAAACUCUACGAUAAUCUGCUGAGAUGGGUUGUGGAUUGAACAAGUUAGAGAAACGUGAUGACAAACGGCCUGGAAAUAUCUAUUCGACUUUGAAAAGGCCUCAGGUGGAAACGAAGAUCGACGUGUCCUAUGAGUACCGCUUCCUGGAGUUCACCACGCUGAGCGCCGCGGAGCUCCCGCACUCCUCGGCGGUGAGGCUGUCCUCCCUGCGUGACCUGCCCGCCCAGCUCCUGGAGCUGUACCAGCAGGGCUUCUCGCUGGUGGCCCUGCACCCUUUCGUGCAGCCAAUCCACGAGCAGGAGAAGACACCCCUCCAGCACAUCUUCAGGGCCAUUCUGAUCAAGAAAACCGACAGGUCUCAGAAAACUGAUCUUCACAAUGAAGGCUACAUCUUGGAAUUAGAUUGCUGUUCCUCUUUGGACCACCUGACAGACCAAAAAAUCAUCCCAGAGUUUGUUAAGAAGAUCCAGGAGGCGGCGAGUCGGGGCCUGAAAUUCGUCGGUGUCAUACCUCAGUACCACAGCCCUACAGGGAGCAGCCCCCCGGGGGACGCCAGAGAUGUGAAAAAGGAGCCGGGCGGAUGUGGGGAGAAGGAGAGCCUGGGGGCUGCGGACGUGUGCAGUGCUCCAGCAGGGAUGGACAGAAGCCCAGAGCCCAGCCAGGGCCCAGGAGGGGAGGCACCCGUCGCCAAGCAACCCAGCUUGCCCGCGGGAGAGGGAGAUGGCGCAGGAUUUUCACCAAGCGGGGUGAGCAAGACUCUGGACAGACAGAAUGGUGACCCCUCAGAAGUGCAUGAAGAGCCACUCUCGGAAAAAAUGGAGAUCUUCACCCUUUUCAACAAACCGAAGAGCCAUCAGAAGUGCCGGCAGUACUAUCCUGUCACCAUCCCUCUCCGGGUCUCCAAGAACGGCCAGACCGUGAGUGGGUUGGACGCCAACUGGUUGGAGCACAUGAGCGACCACUUCCGGAAAGGAGGCACACUGGUGAACGCGGUCUUCUACCUUGGCAUGGUCAACGAUUCCUUACACGGCCUGACAGAUGGAGUAUUCAUCUUUGAAGCUGUUUCCACAGAAGAUAGCAAAACCAUGCAGGGCUAUGAUGCUAUUGUUGUCGAACAAUGGACAGUCCUGGAAGGCGUCGAGGUGCAGACAGACUAUGUGCCCCUGCUGAACUCACUGGCGGCCUAUGGCUGGCAGCUCACCUGUGUGCUACCAACUCCUGUCAUCAAGACGACCAGGGAGGGGAAUGUAUCCACCAAGCAGAUUGUCUUUCUUCAGAGACCAUGUCUACCUCAGAAAAUCAAGAAGAAGGAAUCAAAGUUCCAGUGGCGCUUCUCCCGCGAAGACGCGCACACCAGGCAGAUGAGGAAAUCCAGAGGUCAGCUCAGCGCCCGAGACAAGCGACAAGCAGAAGAGAACGAGAAGAAUUUAGAAGACCAGUUGUCCAAAGCUGGAGACGUGGGAAACUGCGUGCCGGGCCUGCAGCAGGACGGGGCCUCCGAGGAGAUGAAGGUCCCCAUCCAAGGGGUCACGGGAGAGAAGCUGCAUCCUGACAGCCAGCUCUGUGCAGAGGGCGAGGCCGUGCAGAAUGGUCCUGCCGGCCACUGCAGGGCCGUGGCGGGGGGCUGCGUUGGGCACUCCAGUCCCGAUCCUGGGGAGGAUGCCAGGGAGGGAGGUGCUGAGGAGGCGGCUGCAGAGCCCGCUACAGCAGAAGACAACUGAGUCUCGGGCAGUUGGCGCUGAAGCCUGACGAGGUGGCAAACCCGAGGCACCAUGCCGGCCUCUGGGUUAAGGGCUGGUUUGCCCUGGUCUUGUGUGUUACCCUAUGGCUUGGCUUGACCUCUCCUUAUGAGGUCACCUGGGCCCUCCGAGGGCCGGGUCCCUGACAGUGUUGGUUUCUGCACAUCCAUUCGAAAUGUGUCGUAUGCCCCAGUGUUGGAACGCAAGAGGUCAGGCUAUUUCUUCUAGACUUCAGGGCUGGAGGCCCAGCCCUGGCUCUGCCACUCCUCCCAUGGAAGGGUCUGGACUGUCCAGUGCCUGUGCUGGCCCCGCAGGGCCUUCAGGGAGCAUUGGGGUCACAUCCAUGGGCCUCCCUAGCUGCAAACCAAGGCUGUUGCCUGUUCAUCCCCACACUCGGCUGCUUUCCGCAGCUACUUGGUGAUUGUAAUGCCCCCUGGAGCCCCGGCAGCUGCCCUUCCCCACCUAAACCCCUCAGACCCGGCUGCUUUUGCAAAGAAAAUGACGUUGGGGAGGGGAGGCGCCCCCUCCUGGCUUUUCUGAAAGUAUUCCCAUAGAGACUGGUCAUCUGGAAAUGAAGAGGUAAUUCUGUUUGUGCACCCGCUCUUGCAGAAUGUCCAAGAAGGUAUUCCGUGUUAGUAUUAAUGCCAAAAAUUUUUUUUAAAAAUUUUGUACUCAGCACAUCAUAUGAACACACGUUCUUUCUGUCAUUUCAGGGCAGCCCGACUGGUUGGGAGCCCAUUCUGUGCUAUUUUCACUAGUGUAUCAUUGGCCAGGUUGUUUCCCAUGUCUGCUGUCACGUGCUUAUGUUGUCUGGAGAGUAUUGUGAAGGCUUUAAGUAGAUGCCACGGGCUAACCUUGGAGAGAGAAUGCCGAGUCUCUUCUCUUGACCGAAACGAGCCUGUCUCUUCUCUUUCUUGUUUAGUUACUUAAAGCAAUAAAUUGUCGAUGAGUUCA